Messenger RNA from Pecten maximus, 2959 nucleotides. RefSeq lists its product as uncharacterized. Bases 355 to 789 code for a protein of 144 amino acids. Lineage: Eukaryota; Metazoa; Mollusca; Bivalvia; Pectinida; Pectinidae. Gene Ontology annotation, molecular function: actin binding. The transcript has a single exon. The record is from RefSeq and is a predicted model, not a curated record.
CUUAAUGUGUUAAUACGACCACCACAUGGACAUUAUUAUUCCACUUCAUAUUGGCAUACAUACACUUAGAGUUUACCUCCCAACUUUAAACAUAGACUCGUCUUUUUUAUUCCUUAAGAAAUCUUAGUGAUAAAUACGGUAUCCUGUUUGGUUACGAAAGCAUUGUGUCAUGUGGCUCAAUGCGAGAUUCCCACAUACUGAUUGCUGUUCAAUAUAUACAAGUCUAUUAAUUACCUGUAAGCCCUGGCACGGUUGACGGGGUAGAAUUUGGCUCAGUACACAAACACAGGCGGCAUGUUGAUAGGAGCGGGUGACACUCUAUCUAUGUAGACAGGAGUUAACUGUCCGACAACUAUGGAAUUACAACGAAUGGACAGUAUAUCUCUAAAAGAAGAAUAUCUUCUCAAAAUUUGGGAUGAUUAUGUACUGGAAAACAUCGUGGAGGCCAAUUCGUGUCAGAUGGCUAUAUUUGAUCGUCGGACUAAGAGAAGGAUAAUCGGAACGGAAAGUUUCAAAAUCCAAGCAUGUGAGCUGAGCCACAUCGCAGAAGGAGUGCUCUACCCCGAUUUGGUAUACAGAAAUGGCAUUACAGCCUGUGGUCGACAUUACGACGUUCAACUGGCGGAUGGCAAACAAGGUAUCUACGCCCGGGCAGAAGAAUACGGCUGCACCGUGUGUCGGACUCAAUCCUUACUCAUUAUUUGUAUCAAUGACUCCCGGGCAGUGGCGUCGGAGUGUAACGAACAGGUGAUGAAGCUGGGAGAUUUCCUGUACCAGGCUGGGAUGUAGAGGGACUGUGAGGAUUGGACGACAAGAAGAAACAUCAUCUUACUUGGGCGAAUGUAGCCAAAAAGUUAUCGUCAUACCUGAAUAAUGACUGUCUUUUAUUUCACUCUGGCGACCUGGAUACAUUGCUACCAUUUGUUCCACUACGGAGACCAUUCAGAAAACAAUUUCCAUUUUCAUAAUAAGAUCUCCAAACCACAGAACUAUGGGAUUUCCCUAACGUUCCAAGCUUUGUGACAUAUUGUGAUUUCAAAGAAGAUUCAGCGAAUAGGGGAAAGUAUUUUAACUUAGAUCAAUCAUUUCACUUAUGAUAUGAUUGCAGCUGGAAAACACUAUAUUUACGUACAGUAUGUUGGUAAAACAGCGUUUUACAUAGUAUUUUAUUGUGAGUUUUUUAGUCUGAAACAAUUCGUCAUAUCGCACUUACCUAAUAUUAUUUUAUGUUAUGUUUUACUUUUUAUGUAAUAGGCCUCAGUAUGCAAAACAGUCAUAGAAACUUUACGCUUAGUGUAAGCAUAAAAAUACAGACUACACAACUAGGUGGCACAUUUUUAGAUGGUAAUAUAGAUAUUAUAUAUAAACGUAUGUCGUUGAAUGGUUUGGUUGGUAAACGAGUGUCCUGCCACGUUAGUUACGUACAUGUCUGAUCAAUAUAUAGAUUUAAAGUUUUGUGUAACCGGUGCUUAUCCAAUGUUCGGUUUUUGUGUUCGUUUCAAAAGAAUUUCCGUGCCCGUAAAACGGGUGUAUUAGCUGUCGUAUUGUGGUUUUGUUAGAGGCUUACACACACAUAUAUAGUAUUUGUAUUAGUUCUAAAUAGCUAAAAGUAAAACGAGUGUGGAAAACAGGUUUAGGUAGGCUCUACUUGAAUACCGUUACGUAUUGAAAAUUUGAGAAUAUUUUAUUGCCAUCAGUAUUGAUUGGGGUCUAUUGAGGUGGCGAGCCUCUGGAGGUGUUGAAUGGAGGAUCUGAACCAUAGAGGUGGUUAUUCAGUCUAUUGACGGGGUGUAUAUCUACCGAAAAUGUCCCUAUAAAUCAAAAUAGCCUGGGAACUAGGUUUUAGCAAUUGGAUCACACUGGCUUAAAGUAAAUACUAUAGCCUACUAGUUUAAUAUACACACACCACAUGUUGAUAGAGUUAUCGCGUCUUGUGAGGAAAAGAGAAGCUACACAGAGCGGUGUCAACAAUGUCUGCUCGCAAUAUAUAUUUAAUUUUAUAUCUGCUCAUUAAAGUGGAUCCUUGGAAUCUACGAGUUCCCUUAUACUGUGUUAUCUAUUCUUCAGGAACAUGUCAUCAUAGAAUUGAAGAUAGGGUUUGUUUAGCGUGCAAACAAAUACCGAACCCUUCAUACAGGAAUCUGACAGUGUCAUGACGAGAAAAAUUAUCUGGUUUACUCUGAGUGUAGUUUUACAGGUGAUGCCCUAGCAAUAUAAUAUGUGUUAUAUUCAUAUCGAUAUAUAGAUGAUAUUGAAUAUAUUAUAUGAGUAUGACAGAGCAUUGAUAUUUUUCAUAUCAUGUGAACAAAUGUAAUAAAUAGAUGUAUAUGCUUUAUAUUCUAGAACCAAUCUAAAUGCAAAUUGUGAGCCUUAAGUUUCUUCAUGAUGUAUUCAUAUUGUAAUAUGUAUUAUAUGUACGUCAUGGACGCGAUUAUGAUGUAGUAUUCGUGAUACGAUAAAGCCUUGAUUCGUUCCGUCUCAAGAGGUUUGAUUAUUUUUUUCAUAUUUGGAAUUUCUAUGACUUGGGGAAUCUUUUUCAACACUUAAAACAUUAGAAAAAAUACAUUUAAAGGCUUCCUUUGAAAAACGACUCAUUUUAAACAAUACAUGUAUAUAAUCAUGUAUUUUAAACUAUACUCACUUUCGUGAACCAAUUCACAAUUGUUUUAAGUAAAAGCUUUGCAAGUACUCUUUGUCUAAAGUCUAUGACAGUGAUAGGGACAAUUUUGCAUAAAAAUGAAUGUCCCUGAAAGCACUGCCUUGAAAGUAGGUACAGGAUAAGAGGUGGCUGGAAUAACUAGGUAUUAUGGCUCAAAUGUUUUAGAUUAUGCACGAUUUUCUAAUACAUAAUAUGUGUUAAAUCAUUUAGCGAUUUUAUUCAUGAAAAAGCAGUAUUAAGUUGAUUUAUUUAUUGCAUUGAUUUAUUUGUUAGAAAUGAAUAAAGUAAUGUUCGAUAUUA